Messenger RNA from Mesorhabditis belari, 1791 nucleotides. Lineage: Eukaryota; Metazoa; Nematoda; Chromadorea; Rhabditida; Rhabditidae. The record is from the annotation of a GenBank genome assembly.
AUGCACACGUUGAAGAGGGACAACGUUGAAGAUUUGGGGAAAUCUCAACAACAAGCGAAAAUGAGCGAAACGGACCUCUUGAGCGGCAGCGAUGAACAAAUGCCCGUCAAUGAGUCGAUCCUCGACGAGGAGCUUGCCAAGAUCGGCCCCUCCACCUCGAAGCGGAUGAAAUUGGAUCACGAGGAUCGAUCUGUAACUGCAACGCGUAUCACGAGACGAAGCGCAAGAAUGGGCGGAGCGAAAAACAGCUACGAGACGGACACCUCUACGGAGCAAUCAAACAUCAACGAAAAGUCGAGCAAAGAUUUGCCAGUGACAAAGGAAGUAGCAAAAGCCACAGCUGGCGGCAGCAUGGACGUUGGCAAGCCCGCUUUACAGCAGCAAGGAGAAACCCGAGAAGAACGCCUGAAGCGUCGCCAGAAAGACGACUCGAAUGAGAAGGAUGACGAGGAAAAGAGCAACAAUCAGCAGGAUUUGGAGGACGAAGUCGACGAGGAGAGCCCUGGAAAGCCGAACAAACAGCGGGCAACGAUUCAUCUCCUCGACAAGAGUACCCAAUCGAAGAUCAAAGUCGGACAGCAACACCAGGCCGUCCUCACUGCGUAUGGAAACAAAUCCAAUUCUCUUGUCGAGGAUCGUGAAGAUCGGGAUCAAGCUCUCUGGAUUCCACCACUUGCAAACGGGGAGCUCACCGCUAGCGAUCUCGACAAAUACAUUGAGGAAGCGAUGACCCUGCAUAUGAUGCCACUUGAUCGAGCUCUUUUCAUCUUGCUCAAAAGUGAUCAUAACUUGGAGCUAGCUCGGGAGAGGCUUGCAAAGCGAAAACUCAUUCGUGAUGAAUGGUCACAUGAUGAUUCUGUCGUCUUUCAAAAUGCUUUCAACUACUAUGGGAAAAACUUCAAGAUCAUUCAGAAAGCUCUUCCACAUCGUACGAUCAACUCAAUCGUCAAUCAUUACUACAAUAUCAAGAAGUCAUCCAGCUCAAAGCUCAAUCCAAUGAAGAACGAGAACGAUGAUGAUCGAUUGGAAGAAUUUGAUGAUGCCGAGUUUGGAUGCUGUGAACAUUGCGAAGAGAAGCCGACAAAAGUGCUGUACACGAGCGGGGGACGCUUGUGCUCGCCAUGCUUUGUUUACUAUACUGUCAUGCACAAGUAUCGACCCAUUGACGGCGCUUCAAAGGUUGCUCCACAAUAUCGACAAGAAGCUCGUUGUCCAUCUGACAUGACUGAUGUGGUGUUGGAAUUCGAGGAAUUGUACAAACAAGCGACUCAAGAUGCAAAGGACACUAAUUUGGAAUUUGGAACGGCUUCUUCAUCCGCCGGCUCAGUGGUACGCUCGAUCGAGUCUCUCAUUGAAGAACGUGAUCAACAAGUUCGUGCGCGAAUCGAUGGCAUGCGCCAGAAAGUGUUUGCCACCAACGAACGCAUAAGAGCUCUCCAGAAGAAUUUGGCCGGUGGUUGGGAAACCUAUCGACACUUUGUGCAAAAGGAAAAACAGGAAGAAGAGGAGAACAAGGGUCGAAGGCAACGCUUCGAUUACAAAUGGACUGAAAAUGAGAAGAAAAUGGCAUUCCAUUUGAUCGCUCGCUAUGGUCUCGAGGGCUUGAGCACGGUGGCGCAUAUCUUGCAGACGAAAAAUGUCGACCAAGUGAAAGCGUUCAUCAAGGAGAAUGAGGAGACCAUCCAGAAGUACCUGUUCACCAUUGAGACUGAAGAGGAGAACAUAGCCAAGAAGAUGAACAUUGAUGAUGAGCUGUCACGAGAUGACGAUGACGAUGUCGUGGUGCUGGAC